Messenger RNA from Coprinopsis cinerea okayama7#130, 567 nucleotides. RefSeq lists its product as hypothetical. NCBI's taxonomy places the organism in Eukaryota, Fungi, Basidiomycota, Agaricomycetes, Agaricales, Psathyrellaceae. Gene Ontology annotation, cellular component: nucleus. Bases 1 to 567 code for a protein of 188 amino acids. Gene Ontology annotation, biological process: maturation of SSU-rRNA from tricistronic rRNA transcript (SSU-rRNA, 5.8S rRNA, LSU-rRNA). The transcript has a single exon. The record is from RefSeq and is a predicted model, not a curated record.
AUGGCCUCCACCUCCCAACCGCCUGCAACUUCAGUUCUUUUCGCUAGAGGCGUCAUCGCGCGACUGGCAAUAUGGCCAACCCUCAAAAUCGCUGUACAGGAAUCAUGGGGCGGUCCUGAAUCGGCACAAAAGCGCAGUUGGAUGGCCUCGGUCGUCGUUGACACCUUCGAAACAACAACCCCGCCUCCCGACGACCAGUACAUUGAAGAGCUUUUACUCCAGAUCAUGUCAGACGAAUUCGAGGUUUCAAUAGAAGAUGGAAGUGGAGAGAGUGUAGCGAGGGAUUUGGUUCAGCUGUGGGAUGAGACGAGAGAAGGGAGGGACGCGGGGGUAUUGAAGUUCGAGGAAUUGGCGGAGAAAUCAAAAGGAAAGAAGGUGGAAUACGUGGCCAAGGACCAGAGUGACGAUGAAGAUUGGGAAAGUGAUGACGGAGAGGACGAUGGCGACGAAGAGAUGGACGAAGACGUUCCCCAGCUCCUUCAACCGUCAGAACCACGACCAAAGGAGGAACCAGAGGUAGACGAGGACGGCUUUACGCUUGUAAAAUCGAAAAAGGGACGAAGAUAA